AGCUCACUGGCCGGCCAAUUUGGCAGCAUAGGCUAUGCACUCAUCAACCUACUUUUUUCGACUAGGUCUAGGCCCUGUUUUUAGAACAAAGAUUCUAACCUCAAAUUACUUCAUUGAGAAGGGAUUCAAGAUUAUCCUUAAUCCAUGUCUUCCUUCCCAUAGUUAUAAAUUAUAUCAAUCUGCAUCACCAAGCAAAAGCAAGAAAUUAUUAUAUCCUUUUUUCAUCUAUAUUUAGAGUUUGCUAAAAUUGUCACAAAUAUGAUAUAUGGUCUCUUUUGGGUUCUGAUUGAGAAGAUAAGACCAUCUAUAACGAAGUUUUCCAGUGCAAUCGGGAGGCUAGCAUAUGUGAUCACAACAGCAUUUCUCCUUCUAUUCUUUGAAGAGUUCAAGAACCAACAAAUCUGGAAUGGGAGACUGAAAACGUUCUUAUACAUCUGUGCCUGUGUAAUGUAUCAGGGUGUCCUCUCAGAGGCAGAAUUGAAAAGAACCAUCUUUGGGGUGGAAAAGCCCAACAAAGAAGUGCUGGCUUUUGCCACCAAGAAAUUCAUUUCAAUGGUCAAACAGCCUGAUGAUGAGAGGAAAGAGGGUGUCCCAGAAGAGGUGAACCAUCCUGAUGAUGAAAGGAGAGAGGUUGCCCCAUAUUGCAAUAUAUUAUUUGGGUACAUUAUUAAAAUACAUACAUAUCUUGCCAGCUAAUAGUUUUAUUUACCCAAAUGUAUAAUGCACCUACGACACAUGUAUAGUUUGCAUGGCCCAUGGACAAUCACCUCAUAUUUUUCUCUUACCUAUUCUAAGCAUAGGACAUCUCCCGUGAAUGUAGUAUAAAUGCAUGCGCAUCCUUCUUCAGUUGGAAGACAGUAGCAUGAUAUUAUAAUAUACUUCGUAUUAAAAGUUUCCCUUCUUUCAUACUACGUAUAUAUCUUUAAUUUUAUCAUGGUAUCAGAGCCGAAAUCCAUGAAUAUAAAUUUUAAAUUUUCUCCUUUAUAAUAUUUCUUUGCUCAACUAUGGCAGUUGAUGAUCUAACCGUUAAGAUGAGUCACGAAGCUAUGGUUUCUCCCUUUUUGGUUCCCAAGUAAAUACGGCGUAUACAUUGCCUGAUUGCCACAUGCUCGUCCUUGGAUAAUUGAUGCCGAAGCUACCGAGCAUAUAACUUGCAGUGAUGUUAAUCUUUUUAAUAUCAUCAAUCCCACACCAGAACCGUCGGUCAAAAUUCCUAAGCGUGUUCUAUACAUUCCGAAAUUCCAGUGUAACCUUCUUUCAGACAGUCACCUAACAAGCGAUCUAAAUUGUACACUGACAUUUUUCACAGACUUCUGUUUUUUACAGGAUUUAUCCACGAGAAAAUUGAUUGGCGUGGGUAAUUGACUAAAUUCUGUGAUGGUCUCUACUAACUGGAAUCCCCAAGGGUUGAAGGGAUAGCAAUGUCCGUCUCUAUUAGUCCCGAUUUAUGGCAUCAACGUUUGGGCCAUGCAUCCAAUGGAAAGUUACAUCACAUUAGUUCCCUCAAGGGUUUCCAACGAGAUAAUCAUUUUUGUGAUCCUUGUGUUUGUGCUAAGCAGAUCAGACUACCGUUUCCUACAAGUGCAAUUAAGACAACUCGGUGCUUUGAAUUGAUACAUUGCGAUAUUUGGGGAGCAUAUAGAUGCGAUUCAAUCUCUGGAGCACGGUAUAUUUUUGUCUAUUGUUGAUGAUUUUACUAGAGGUGUUUGGGUUUAUUUAAUGAAAAAUAAAUCCGAAGUUCCACAACUUUUAAUUCAAUUCUGCAACAUGGUUGAUACACAAUUUGAGCAAAAGGUCAAACGAAUAUGAACUGAUAAUGGUGUAGAAUUUCAAACCAACGGGUUAUUUGAUUAUUAUAGCUGUAGUGGGAUAUUAUUAGAGACAUCAUGCACGGACACAUGAUGUGAGCUUUCUCGCACUUAAAAAGCUUGUAAAAAAGUGGUUGAAAGUACGAGUAUCGUCUCC
Messenger RNA from Cuscuta epithymum, 1965 nucleotides. The record is from the annotation of a GenBank genome assembly. Lineage: Eukaryota; Viridiplantae; Streptophyta; Magnoliopsida; Solanales; Convolvulaceae.